UCUGCAGGCACGCUCUAGAGCUGUGUGCGCGCUCGUGGCUUUCUGUGCUGUGCUCAUGUUCCGGUGAAAUUCUAUCGGCUCCGUCCGGUCCGCAAGACAAGAGGAAUAAGAAGGCAGCUCCGGAGUAGCAGCCUAAAAUGUCAAAUGUGCGACUGCAGUAGAAUAAAUGGCUUCAAAAGUAACGGAUGCUAUAGUUUGGUACCAGAAAAAGAUUGGAGCGUAUGACCAGCAAAUAUGGGAAAAAUCUGUGGAGCAAAGAGAAAUCAAGUUCAUUAGACUGGGUUUAAGAAACAAACCAAAGAAAACAGGACAUGUCAAACCAGAUCUCAUUGACGUGGACCUUGUCAGAGGGUCUGCUUUCGCAAAGGCGAAGCCCGAAAGUCCUUGGACAUCACUAACAAGGAAAGGAAUAGUCCGUGUUGUGUUCUUUCCUUUUUUCUAUAGAUGGUGGCUUCAGGUCACUUCAAAGGUCAUAUUCUUUUGGUUGCUACUUUUAUACCUCCUACAAGUUGCCGCAAUAGUAUUGUUUUACAUUUCACCUGGGCCUCACUGUGUACCACUGACUGAAGUAAUUGGUCCAAUAUGGCUGAUGCUGAUGCUUGGAACAGUACAUUGCCAGAUUGUUUCAACACGAACGGUUAAGUCACCAGCUAUCCUCGGGGGGAAAAGAAGAAGGAAAUUAAGGAAAGCAGCACAUUUGGAAGUACAUAGGGAAGGCGAUGGCUCUAGUACUACAGAUAAUACACAAGAGGGAACAUUGCAGAACUACGGUACAAGCACCUCUCACAGUAUUGGCGCAGUCUUCAGAGAUAUCUGGCAUGCCGCUUUCUUUUUAUCAGGUUCAAAGAAAGCAAAAAAUUCUAUCGACAAAUCAACAGAAACUGACAAUGGUUACGUCUCACUAGAAGGGAAACUGACAGGUAAAAGCAGUGAAGAUGGGGUUCAAGUACAUGAGCAUCCCUGUGAAAUACUUCAUUCAGAAGAGGUGUCAUGGGGGAAAGUAAGAAGCCGCCAUAAUCACAGUCAAACAAAGCCGAAGUACAGUAAACCAAAAAUGGACACCCUGAGGGCUGCUGUUAAUGUCUCAGAUGAAGUCUCCAGUGAGGAUGAUCCAAGUAUUGGAUACACAGCAACGCGUAAUCUGGAGCGUCACGGAGACAGUAUUCUCAGAAAUAGAAAGUCACAUCAUUACAAGAAGCAAUAUACCACAGAGGAUGUUCCAAAAUCGGGCACCAGCUGCAGUUCUCGUUGUUCCAGCUCCAGACAGGAUUCUGAAAGCACCAGGCCAGAAUCUGAAACGGAGGAUGUGCUAUGGGAGGAUCUUCUGCACUGUGCAGAAUGCCGCUCUUCCUGCAGCAGUGAGACGGACGCAGAUGCUAAUCAUGCCAGCCUCUGUGUGAAAAAAGAGUACAGAGAUGACCCCUUCCAUCAGAGUCACGUACCCUGGCUUCAUAGUCCCAAUCCAGGACUAGAAAAAGUCAGUGCUAUCGUAUGGGAAGGAAAUGACUGCAAGAAAGCAGAUAUGUCGGUUCUGGAAAUCAGUGGAAUGAUUAUGAACAGAGUGAAUUGUUACACCCCAGGAAUUGGCUACCAAUUAUUUGGAAAUAUCGUUUCUCUGGUCUUGGGUUUAACACCAUUUGCCUUCAGGUUAUCUGAGUCAAGGGACUUGGAGCAACUAGCAAACCUCUCUGCUGCAGAGCUUUCUAGCAUUGCUUUUGGAUCCAGCACAGAAAUCAUGGUCAUUUCAAUGGUGCUAAUUAGUUUUGUUGUCCGUGUGUCCCUUAUCUGGAUUUUCUUUUUCUUGCUCUGCGUAGCGGAGAGGACCUACAAACAGAGAUUAUUAUUUGCCAAAUUAUUUGGACAUUUGACAUCUGCUAGAAGGGCCAGAAAAUCGGAAGUACCACAUUUCCGCCUAAAGAAGGUUCAGAAUAUUAAAAUGUGGCUGUCUCUUCGAUCGUAUUUGAAGAGAAGAGGACCCCAGCGUUCAGUAGAUGUAAUUGUUUCAUCUGCCUUUUUACUGACAAUAUCAGUAGUUUUUAUCUGCUGUGCUCAGCUGCUUCAUGUACACGAGACCUUCCUUGAUUGUCACUACAACUGGGAGCUUUUAAUUUGGUGCAUUUCAUUAACACUUUUUUUGUUAAGAUUUGUUACACUUGGAUCUGAAACCAGCAAAAAAUAUAGCAAUACCUCUAUAUUACUGACUGAACAGAUAAAUUUAUACUUGAAAAUGGAGAAGAAACCAAACAAGAAGGAAGAACUAACACUUGUUAACAAUGUGUUAAAAUUAGCUACAAAAUUACUAAAGGAAUUGGACAAUCCGUUCAGAUUGUAUGGACUCACAAUGAAUCCUCUGCUUUACAAUAUCACACAAGUGGUCAUCCUGUCUGCUGUGUCUGGAGUCAUUAGUGAUCUUUUGGGAUUUAAUCUAAAGUUAUGGAAGAUCAAAUCAUGACACAAUUACCGACUUUCUGACAUAAAAUAUAUGCUGCCUCAAAGCGGUCCCGCUUGUGUUCAGAAGCUAUGGCCCAUGGCAAGACAUGGAUUUCAAAACUGAAGUGUUUACAUCUGAUUGACUUGUGCAAUUUUAUUUAUUUUACCUUUCAGUGUUUUUUUUUUCUUUUCCUUUAAGCAUCAUGUUCCUUUUUUUUAUUUCUAACCAAUGAAAUGUGCGUGAAUUGCGUGACAGGUAUACAUUAUAAAUAGGUAAUUAUAGAGGAAUUAAGCCUCCAAUUUACAGAGUUCCUUAUAUUGCCUUAUAAUGUCAACAAACUGCAAAUUCAAAACUGCACAUAUUGUAAAUUGGUCUCUUUUAUUUUAGUAACUUUUUUUUUUUUUUCUUCACAAUUUGCUGCUGUUGGUUUAGGUUUUUUCGAUACCUGACCAGAUUUAGCAGCAAGGGUACAGUUCAAUUUUAUUUUGUUAUGAAGCAGCCUGAAAUAUUAUGCAGAGCAAGAAAUAUCAGCGUUUCAGGUUUGUGUGUUGUGUGUUUGCUUAUAGAGAGACAGAGCACUUCAAAUUUUCAGCUAAAGCUGUCCUUAAUAAAGAAAGCUGAAAUAUGUAAGUCAGUUCUUCUAACAGAAAAUUAUUUACCUUCAUUUUAUCAAAGCCUUUUGUAGUUAUGGCCGGAUAAAAUUAGGUACUGUCUGAAACUGGUAGGGUAAAAAACUAAAGCUAAAAUAUAUUCACAGUUCAAGACUAAUGUGGUAUUAUGUACAUAGGUUAUUAAGUGCUCUUUGAUAAACAGGUUUUUUUAGCAAUAAUAGUACAAGGUUACUGUACUGUAAGGAUGUUUUUGAUAAAAUGUAAUAAUUGUAUUUAUUGAACACUUUGCUUGCAGUUUUGUCCUGUAAGCAUCCAAUGAGCACCUUUUUUAAUGUUACAUUUUAAAUGUAGUGUUUUGCCUUUUUCAUUAUUGCAUUGUGUGAAAGAUUGUGUUCAUUCUCCCUUUGUGAAUUCACCUUUAGGUGCCCUGACACUCCGGUCUUCACUGUUACGUGUGCAUACAUAUCAUGAAGAAAAGGGGCAUUGCUUCCAGAGAUUGUAUUUAAAAAUAUCAAAGAUAUUAAGUAAUAAAAAGUGUACAUAGAAAUAGGUUUUACUUUGCCUGCUACUCUUGGCCAGGUUUUUUUGUGGUUUAAACACUGUGAAUGUUUAUCAAUGGAUCCAUCACAGAGAAAUUAUGAAGACAUGAACUGAUAUCAGCAAUAAUUUGUAAAAGGCCAAAGGGAAUUGUUGGGGCGCAGGUGUAGCUAUACACCGGUAUAUUUAGAAGCUUGUGCUGAUUUAUUGCACGCUCUUUUUUUGGGGGGGGGGGCAGAAAUUCGUCCUAAAUGGGGGGGGGGUUUCUUUAGGGGAAAGUCCUUUGCGUUUUCUCUAGUUUGAUACAUUAAAGGGUUUUAGAAAUUAAGCAAUAAAUGUAAAAAAAUGAAAAUGCAUUAUUUUUGAGAAAGAGAAAAUAUUUAGCAUGGUGUGGUUUUGAAAAAUUAGAGUAAACUUAGCUAAGACUGAUGAACUGGCCCCUCAAGUUAAGCUGUUUGUGUGUGUGUGUGUAAAAGCAUUGGCUCCUUGCAGCCAAUCACACACUGUAUCUGCUGAAGCAUGCUGCCUCUGAUAGAUAGAUAGAUAGAUAGAUAGAUAGAUAGAUAUAUAUAUAUAUAUGUGUGUGUGUGUUUAUGUAUAUUAUGUAUAGUUCUGAUCCCUACAGCCAAUCAGAGGCAGCAUGCCUCAGCAGAUACAGUGUGUGAUUGGCUGCUAUGGAAUAAAAAGCUGCUUGUGGUAAUGUCAGUAUGAAGUCAUAGUUAAAGGGAUAUGAAACCCAAUUUUUUUCUCUCUCAUGAUUCAGAUAGAUUAACAACUUUCUAAUUUACUUCUAUUAUCUAAUUUGAUUCAUUCUCUUGGUAUUAUUUGUUGAAGAAGCAGCAAUGUACUAAUGGUUUCUAACUGAACUCAUGGGUGAGCCAAUCACAAUCGAUAUAUAUAUAUUGAGCCACCAAUCAACACUAUAAUCUAGGUUCUCUGCUGCUCCUGAGCUUGCUUAGAUAAACCUUUCAGCAAAGGAUAACAAGAAAAGGAAGCAAAUUAAAUAAUAGAAGAUACAUAUUUAUAUUACAAAAACUACACUUUAAAUGCUUUCUUUCUGCUUAACUGCAAUGGGAGUAAUGAAUUAAGGGGACUCAAAAACACAACAUGCGUAAAAAAAUUUAAAUGAUCACGGGACUGUACAGCCCCAGUAUAUUAUUGCAAGACCCUUUUUAAAAAAAAAACUUGAUUCACAUGAAAAUGAUGUGCCUUUAAGCUACUGCUGUUUAAAAAGCCAACUCUCACAGUUAUACUGGUGGAAGGUCACAAGCCUCACAAGUAUUAUAAUUCCUCUUGUGUUGAUGUAUGUCAGUUUGGUAGUGCUUUGUCAUCAACCCCAUCAACUAACAAACUGAUAGCGGGCUGUCAGCUAUGAUUGGGGAACAAUGUAGCCUACAGUUAUUAAUCCCCAGAUCAGCUAGUUCAUUUGUACCCCUAAAGUGUCGGUUCCUUUGUAUACGUGCGAAGAUAACGGGCCGGUGAGGAACAACUGAAUAGGCAGACAAAUAAUGCAAUACCUUUACAAAAUAGUGUCUUUAAACAUUGACACUAUAAUGGACCAUUAUUUAACAUUUAUAUUUAAUACAAUUUCUGAUUGUAGUAUCCCUUCAAGUUAUUACAAUAAGUUACAGAACGCAAACUUUCAUUGUAAAAAAUGUUUUUGUUGUGCUGAUGUUAUUGAUGUGUUGACUGUUAACAAUUAUUUUAUUAAAUUCACAGUUCUGUUCUUCUUUGCUCCAGUGCAGAAACUUUUGUUAGUAUUAAGUAUUUUUUCUCCUUUGUAAAAUUUACUCCCAUGUUCAGCAAUUCAGAAAAUAUCUAAAUAUCAAUGAUUUUUACUACUGUGUAUGGUAAAUCCAUAGUUUUAUUUUAUGGGUGCCAAAAAGCUAUAGUAUAUUAUUAAAUUAUCCCAUAUUUGCAAAUUGUUUGUGUUAACAAUUCACUUUAAAUAUCUGUUUUUUGCUUAUGUUUUAUUUUCAAACCCCUUUUUUUCUUUCUUUUAGGUUUUAUGUAGACAUUUUGCCUUGUGUUUAACUAGUCUGUUUGCCUUUAGUCACUUUUAAUGAUUAUUUUAUACAUAUCUAACAACGUAUUCUAAUUUUGCUGAUAUUCUAUAGUAUUACUAGUAUUUUACAAUUUAAAAACCUUCAUUAAUUCCUUGAUAGCCUCUUUAAAGUAUUCUAAAUAAACAUUAUUAUUAAUAAAAACAAACGGAUAUUAAAAUAAUCCAGGCAUUUGAUAAGCAAUGCCACUUCAUUUUUUUAGGUGUCAUGGAAUGAUCUUUUAUAAAUAUAUAUAAACAGAAUUUUUUUUAAAAAAGCAAUAGCAAUAAAGAAGCCUUAUUGAGGUUUGAUAAUAAAAUUGAUGACGUGAAUUUGGCAUUCAUUUUUAUAAAUGAUCAAUUAUUUAUGAAACUAAUGCUGAAUGCACAUCUCUAGUUCUUUGUAUUAAAUAAAAAUAAUUUCCAAUUAUGUUAAACACCACACAUGUUCCUUUUUUUUAAAUUUAUCCUGUUAAAUUAAAAAAAAAAAAAAAAAAAAGCAGAAUUUUGUUUGUUUAGCAUCUUAUCUAGAGUUUUCGUUGUUCUCUGAAUCUCUUAAUUUUGGAAAUUUGUUAUCUCUGAAUUUGAGUUUAAAUAAUAUGUUCUAAUUUUUAAAGAGGCGCAACAAUUACCAAGAUUAAAGCAGAAAAUAAGAGUUAUUUUAUUUAGUGAAACUAUUCUAAAAAUACUUCCUAAAAAUCCCCUAGUACAGCCUGGUUAAUUUUAGCCACAAAAAAACCCUUAGUAACCUAAAUGAACAUAAAGUUAUUCAGCAAUACAUUCUGCACAUGUUUCUUGUGUUUCUCUUGUGAAAUCCUAUUAUAGGAAAGCUGUCAUUUUAGGCAAUAAUGUUGUAUUUGAUAUAAUCAUAGUUUUUCAUUCUUAGUAAAAGUCUUAAUUACGGUAACUUAAUGUUUAAGUACCUAGUUUCCGAGGUCCUCCCAUUUGCUAUCAAUGACAGAUCCAAUUUUUUACAAUUAUCUUAUACUAGAAGUGUUUCUUCGGCAUGUGCAUUCGUGUACUUUGUUAGCAAUCGAAUGCUGAAAAUAACCGUUACCCAUGAAAUUAGUCUCUUUUCAGAGCCGGCUUUCUCUUUGUGAAAGUGCAACACACAAAAAUUUGUGCAAAUCCAGAUAUUUUUGUGUUGCGGUAAUCCGGUUCCAAAAAGCCAAGUCCAUUGGGGGCAGCCAUUUUCGGCAUUAUUUUGCUAACAAAUGCACAUGCCUAGUGUUUCUCAAUUACAGUCCCUAUGACCCCAAACAGGCCAUAUUUUGAUGUUAUCUGAACUAGAGCACAGAUUAUCACAGGUAAUAAGCUGAUCAGUAACCAUGGCAUUGGCUACUAACCUGCUCUCACCUAUCUGCUUAAUAUUAUACUUGUGCUCUAGUUCAGAUAUGAUGAAAACCUGGCACUGUUAGUGUUAGGAAUGGAACUGAGAAACACUGGACUAGAAUAUUUUAGGCAAACACAAUUACAAAGCAAUCGAUUAUAUCACCUGGGCUGAAAAUGUAACAUUUUAGUUUGCCUUGAAGAAUAAAUUGGGGACCCGGGUUUAGAACCUUUACAUUAGUUAACACUUCAAAAUGACAUAAGCAAGGCAUAGUGAUGGUCUGAGACCUUUAAGAAUAUUUAAGAUACGAGCAGAACAAGUAAAAUAAGUAUAGGCCAAAAAAGCAAACCUUUCACAUUUAUAGAAAAAAAACCAAUAAUGAUAAUGUAAAAUAUUGCCUGUUACACUGAUGUGUGUGUUUAAUUAAAGCAAUUGAAACACAUAAUUUGUUAAUACAUUAGUUAGUAAACUUAUAUUGUGGUAUGUAAUAAGUAAAUGUAUACUAUUGCCAACUGUAGUGAGUGUCUUUAAAAUCUGCUUUUGAGUUCCUUAACCGCAAGCGUGUUUCAUUUUACCAGACACUGUCAAUGGCCAUGGUGCAAAAUUAAGGGACAUUAAACUAAAACAUUGUCUAUCAUACAUGUAAAAGAGCAUUUGAACAUAAAAAUGCCCACUUUACACUCAACAAAUAAAAAAAAAAGACAAAUGUCCCUUUAAGUGGAGUACCUCUGAAUUAAUGCGUGUAUGCUUAUAGUAAUUGUCCUUUAUCUUUUUUUUCCCCUCACCCACCCUCUGGUCAUCAUUUUUGCACAUACCCACACAUAUACAUCCGUUUACACACAACAAACGCUGUUACUUUGUUCAAUUAUGUUAGUGACCAAAAACCAUUUUCAAAAAAGAAUGUACAAUUUUAUUGUGUGUAAUGUAAUUGUGGAGACAAGUCAGGCUGUUUCUUCAUUUCAUUCAUGUGUCUAGUGUUAUAUUUUUGAGUACUGAAAAUAUUUUAUAGCCAUUUUACAAACUAUGGGUACAAGCCUUCACAGAAACUACAUUUUGCACAAAAUAUAUAUUUUGAGGAAAAUGUUUUAAUACCACCACAAUUUGAUGAAUAUGCUGUAAUUAUUUUAGUUAAUUGGAAAUAAAAGUAUUUCACUAUGAAUUUGUUCUUAUUUCUGAUUGUUAAAUAUUGAUUAUAUUUGUUUACCGUUGUGGCACUAUUGAAUUAAACUUUGACAGAUUACUCCCAUGCAGAUUUGAAAGAGUUAAAGCUUGAAAAUCUUUCAAAUGUUUUUCUUUUCUUGUUCAUUUAUCUGUAUCUGAGGGGCUUUUACUGACAUAAUUUAAUUGAUAACCGUAGACGAAAAAAAACUUUCAUAAGAUGAUUUUUUUUUCCCCAACCGAAUGUAAAUUGCUGCCAAAAAGUGUUUGUGUAAAUAAAGAUUUGAGUGAUGCGUUGUAAAGCAAAGCAAACAAUAUGUGGUUGAGUGUAGCAAAUUUCUGUGUAGUCAUUUUUUUUCACACCUCUCAUGUAACUAAAUGAGUGAUCCACAGACUGUGAAUAAAAUGUGACAGUUCAUUCAGAA
This is a messenger RNA of Bombina bombina (fire-bellied toad), 8533 nucleotides long. It is a transcript of the gene PHTF2, whose product is annotated as putative homeodomain transcription factor 2. The coding region runs from base 167 to 2452 and encodes 761 amino acids. Lineage: Eukaryota; Metazoa; Chordata; Amphibia; Anura; Bombinatoridae. Gene Ontology annotation, cellular component: endoplasmic reticulum. The record is from RefSeq and is a predicted model, not a curated record. The transcript has 19 exons.